Messenger RNA from Lolium rigidum, 1248 nucleotides. RefSeq names its product serine/arginine repetitive matrix protein 1-like. Lineage: Eukaryota; Viridiplantae; Streptophyta; Magnoliopsida; Poales; Poaceae. The transcript has a single exon. The coding region runs from base 1 to 1248 and encodes 415 amino acids. The record is from RefSeq and is a predicted model, not a curated record.
AUGGCAUCCGCCGUCGCCACUAGCUCGCCGGCCGCAAUGUCCUACGGCUGGCUCGGCCCGCGCCUCUCCUUCGGCCGCGACUCUGCUUCCCCCGCUGCUUCCUCGUCGGCAGCAGCGGAUCACGGGCUGGUGUCGGCCUGCAAGGCGGAGCAGGCCGCCGCGGUGUCCAAGGAGUUCAUCGACUUCGAGUUCAGCUUCGGCGGGUCGGGGACCAUGCUCCCCGCCGACGAGCUGUUCGCCGACGGGAAGCUGCUGCCGCUCCGGCCGCAGCCCGUCGCGGAGGCGGCGCCGGAGGCCGAGCGGGAGCCGCAGAGCGCGCCUGCAGCAGCGGAGAUCCCGGCGACGCCUGAGCUGGUGAGGACGCUCCGGCCCUCGAUGCCGGAGGCGUUCGACCCGUACGUGUUCUCCCCCAAGGCGCCGACGUGCUCGAGCCGCUGGCGGGAGCUGCUCAGGCUCAGGAAGGUGCAGACCCCGCAGAAGCCGCCAGCGUCGCCGUCUACUUCGCCUUCUCCGUCGCAAGUGCCGGCGACCCCGUCCAGAGCGUCCAACUCCUCGGCGGCCAGGUCACUGAAGCUGCUGCUCCUGCAACGGUCCGGCGGCCGCGCGUCGGACCUCUCCGCGGCGCCGCUCCUCCGCGACAGCUCCGACUCGGAGACAUCCCUCUCCCUCGCCUCCUCCCGCUUCUCCAUGUCCUCCUCGUCCUCCUCCUCCGCCCACGACCACGACGACUUCCCGCGCCACUCCGUCGACUCGGUGGACCUCGCCCCGAAGCCGCGCAUCCGCCUCGUCCGCUCCCAACCGCAGCAGCGCCAUUGCCACCCGCCCGCCUCCGCGCCACCCCGAGCCUCGCACAGCAGCUCCGCCCCGCCGCGGGCCACGCACAGCCCCGCGCGUCGCCGCCCCGCCACCCCGCCGCCGCCUUCCGUGGCGUCCGUGGACUCCCCGCGCAUGAACUCAUCCGGCAAGAUCGUGUUCCAGGGGCUCGAGCGCAGCUCCAGCUCCCCCGCCGGCAGCGCCCACUCCAGCCUCCGGUCCCGGUCGCGCGUGAUGGACCGGUCCUACUCCACGCCGGUGGUUCUCAACGUGCCCGUGUGCUCGCGGCCGUCGUUCGGGUUCUUCAAGGACAAGAAGGACGUGGCGGCCAAGGACGCGGCGGCGGCGAGGCUGCGGUCGUCGCUCGGCCGGAAGACCGCCCACCCCGCCGGAAACAGCAGAGUGAGUUGCAGAGAUCUUGUCUCCAGCAAAUGA